AUGGGCUCCGUGCUGCCCGGCUCCUCGCUGGGCCUGAAGCCGGCCUUCAAGCCGCAGCAGCCGCUGUCUCUGGCGGACAUCAUCACGUCGGACAUCCUGCACAGCUUCCUGUACGGCCGCUGGAGGCACGUGCUGGGCGAGCAGCACCACCACCAGCAGCACGCGCACCAGCAUCACCUGCAGCACGAGGACCGCACCGGCCCGAGCGCGAGCCCCAAGACCGCGUUCACCGCCGAGGUGCUCGCGCAGUCCUUCUCCGGAGAGGUUCAGAAGUUGUCCAGUCUGGUUUUACCCAGCGAGGUGAUCAUCGCUCAGAGUUCAGUUCCAGUCUGCCGCUUCUGCAACCGCCGCUUCAGCCAGUCGUCCACGCUGAGGAACCACGUCCGGCUGCACACCGGCGAGCGGCCCUACAAGUGCCACGUCUGCCAGUCGGCGUACUCGCAGCUGGCCGGCCUGCGGGCGCACCAGAAGAGCGCCAGGCACCGGCCCACCGGAGACGCUGGGGCCGCGGCGGGAAGCGUGGUGGUUCACGGAGCUCACUCACCUCCUCCUCACCCACCACAGCUGACCGCCAUGCCUCACCCGGCAUCUCUGGUUCACCACAUACCCACCAUGGUGCUGUGA
This is a messenger RNA of Morone saxatilis (striped sea-bass), 624 nucleotides long. It is a transcript of the gene prdm12b, whose product is annotated as PR domain containing 12b. Bases 1 to 624 code for a protein of 207 amino acids. The transcript is spliced from 3 exons. Gene Ontology annotation, cellular component: nucleus. Gene Ontology annotation, molecular function: RNA polymerase II cis-regulatory region sequence-specific DNA binding; DNA-binding transcription factor activity, RNA polymerase II-specific. The record is from RefSeq and is a predicted model, not a curated record. Lineage: Eukaryota; Metazoa; Chordata; Actinopteri; Moronidae. Gene Ontology annotation, biological process: regulation of transcription by RNA polymerase II.